AUGAUCUCGUUGCUCGCUACCUCAAAGGUUUCGGCGAAUCUUUUCUUCCGUUCGUGUGUGUCCUUGAAGCUUGACCCGAGGCCUUUUCCUUCGACGAGUUCCAUGGUCUCCUCCUCAACAAAGGAGCUCGUCUCCAUCAACACAACCUUCUCGCUUGUGACUUCUCUCCUUCAUCUAACUAAAGUCGCUCUGGUUCUCAUGGCAGUGGCGGAAGUGGGCGGUCCACUUCUCGUGGCGGUGGACGGCUGA
Messenger RNA from Linum trigynum, 249 nucleotides. NCBI's taxonomy places the organism in Eukaryota, Viridiplantae, Streptophyta, Magnoliopsida, Malpighiales, Linaceae. The record is from the annotation of a GenBank genome assembly.